AUGCUGCUGUGCGGCACCGUCGAUGAGCUGGAGAGGCUGCCUGCAGGUACUUCUACGCUAUCCUAUUUCUUCUGCCAAGCGACCGAUGCGUGUCUGAAUAAUGCGAGGGCCGUGCUUCGCGGCCUCAUCUAUCAGCUCCUCGAUCAAGAGCCCUCUCUUAUCGGGCGCGUACGAAAGAAAUACGACCACGCGGGCAAGAAGCUGUUUGAAGACGCGAACAGCUGGGACACUCUAUCCAAGAUGCUUAUUAGCAUCCUGGAGGAACCAAGCCUAUAA
Messenger RNA from Colletotrichum spaethianum, 276 nucleotides. Its product is annotated as vegetative incompatibility protein HET-E-1. The transcript has a single exon. NCBI's taxonomy places the organism in Eukaryota, Fungi, Ascomycota, Sordariomycetes, Glomerellales, Glomerellaceae. The record is from RefSeq and is a predicted model, not a curated record. Bases 1 to 276 code for a protein of 91 amino acids.